CGCAAAUACGGCGAGCUCAGCGGCGAAAUUGUAACGGUUGAGAUUGUUCUGCAGGAGAUUGAAGAGCUCAGCAGAACAACCAAGGCUCGAGGCCUAGGCAUCAGCCUGUGUGGAAAUCGCGAUCUCAACCAGAUGGAGGUUCUUGUUUGUGGUCUGCGGCCGGGUGGAAUCGCUGACCUUGACGGCCGGAUCAUUGUUGGUGACCAACUUCUGGAGCUCAACGACCACGUCCUGUACGGUCGCAGUCACUUAAACGCCGCCCCAAUUAUCCUCUCCAGCUACGCCAAUAUGCUCAAUAAAGCGGGAGACAAACACAAGCACGGAAACAGUCAGGCGUUGCGGUUUGUCAUUCGUCGACUGCCUGAAAACUUGGCCAAUCUCGCCUGUCCUCCGAUUGCUUAUCCAUCGCCAAGCGAAUUUUGGCUCGACGAAGAAGUUGACCCCGCUUCCAUCUUUUUCCUAACAGGGAUCCGGGCUUGCUUCAUCCCUACAGACCUCUAUCCUAGUUCGGGAAGAUUUGAGAUUCCAGCGGGGAUCGAGUUGGUUCUCGAGCUUAACGUUCUUGAAAUCGAGUCACAGCCUUGCGCAAUCGACUGA
Dibothriocephalus latus is the source of this 597-nucleotide messenger RNA. NCBI's taxonomy places the organism in Eukaryota, Metazoa, Platyhelminthes, Cestoda, Diphyllobothriidea, Diphyllobothriidae. The record is from the annotation of a GenBank genome assembly.